Messenger RNA from Thyridium curvatum, 2781 nucleotides. RefSeq lists its product as uncharacterized. The record is from RefSeq and is a predicted model, not a curated record. NCBI's taxonomy places the organism in Eukaryota, Fungi, Ascomycota, Sordariomycetes, Thyridiales, Thyridiaceae. The transcript has a single exon. Gene Ontology annotation, biological process: carbohydrate metabolic process. The coding region runs from base 1 to 2781 and encodes 926 amino acids.
AUGCGGUAUUCGCUCAUUGUUGUCAGCCUCUUGCAGAUUGUCACGGCGGCGUCAGCUAAGCCAAAGACCGCUGUCAUCUCUGGAAGAACCCUGAAAGUCAAGUGGACGCAAGCUUCAGAUGGCUGGACUACCCAGAUCCUGACAAGGAGCAGUGGUGGCCAAUGGAAAGACGCGUCAUCUCUCGCUGAGAGUCAUUACGCCGUUGUAUCAAACAAGACCACAGCUGCUCAGGCUACUCUGUCAGUCCAGAAUGGCCAAGCUGGCCACUACACCGAGUUCGCGCCCGUGAACAUCACAUCAUCGUGCAAGCUGGGUACGGUGACCACCACAUCGGUCCUCGAAGACGGUAUUUUCACUGCGACUUGGAGCAUUGACACCUCUCGCUCCUGGGAUGUCAUCUCUGUCAACACGACAUGGGUGCCAAAAGCCGGUGGCUGGUACUCUAUUGUUAGCCCACGUGUGGUUGACAUCGCCGACGACGCGCUUGGCUGGGGUGUUGUUCCUGGAUUUUGGUCCUCGAACCAAGUCGAAUCCAACCACACUUUGGCAUACACCUAUGUUCAGGGUGUCCCGAUCGAACCCUUAGUCUCUGUCGAGGCAGCUACGACAAGCCUUGUUUCCAUCCUGUCCGACACCCAGUCGAAGCUGAAUUUUGCAGUUAUGCCACAUCCAUCAUUGGCUCGAGAUCCUUACCCCUCCAGCGAUAUUUCAGGACAGCAGCAGUGGAACGUUGGAAUGAGCUUGAGGAGCCGUAAUGGCACCCUUUCUCCCACGGCGUACUACCCUGUCCUUGGCAAGGCUCACUCACAGAUGUCCGCCGGUACCAGCGUCAGCGCCACUUUCCUCUACGUCGUGACGGAUGAACCCCACACCUGGUUCGAGGUGAACAAGUUCGUCCACAAUGAGGUCUAUCCCUUGUCCGAAUACGCCAAGCGGGCGAAGAAUCUUCUUUCCCUCAGGGAGAGGCUGAAUCGUAUCCAUGACUUUGUCGUUACGCCUGCCUCGAAGUGGAAUCUCUGGAAAUUCCAAAAUCUCACCCUUGGAGCUGAGUCGGCCAAGCUCUCUGAUGUGGCCGCCAUGUGGAUGGUCCAAAACCUCACCAAUGACCCUCAGAUGCUGGUGGAGAGACUGCCAUACGCACGCAAUUUCAAGCUCGCUCAGCAAGACACGACUGGCGGUCCAUUUGACGGGGCAGCCCUUGGAGAGUACUACAAGAACGGGGCGUUUGUGAGCGAGAUCGUUUGGAUAGGCCACAAUGAGCCUGACUAUGUCUCGCCGCUCUUCACCACAUUCUACACGCUGUCUGAUGUCGGCAACAUCUUGCUGUUCAACGCGACAGAUGAUGUGUUAUUCUCGCGUUUCAAAAAGGCAGCAGAAAAGCUCCUGAGCUGGCAAAAAGCAGAUGGGAGUUUUGACAUUGGCUAUAUCCGAUCCGACCCCAAGACCGUCAAAUACCCACAAUUGACAGACAACCGUGCCACCUGGUACGGGUUUAUCACUGCGUAUCGGGUCUUGAAAGACCAGAAGUACCUAGAAGCGGCCGAGGCCGGCGCACAAUGGUUCAUCAAGCACGUCCUGGCCACGGGCCGGUGGCUCGGAGUCUGCGAUGACGCCUACCUUUACCCGGACUUUGCCACCAUCUUUGCCGCCCAAGCCCUGCUCGAUCUGUACGACCUGACGCAGGACAAGACGUAUCUCGACGCUGCCAUAGAGACAGCCAAGUUCUACACCUUACACAUCUUCAACCACCCCGUCAACAGCGAUGCGAUCAAGACGCGCGGAAGCGAGAAAUUACAGGACUGGCAGCUCAGCCAAGUGGCGCUGAACUAUGAGCAUGCGGGCUUCACCGGCACAGCUACGGAGCGUGGCCCCAUCUUUAUCAGCAGCCAUGCUGGUACCUUCAUCCGCAUCCACGAAGCGACAGGAGACAAGUUCUUCCUGGAGCUCGCGCGUCUCGCCGCUCGCGGCCGUGAUGCCUUUGUCGAUGCUCGUAGCGGCAUCCCCAGCUACUACUGGUACCAAGGCAACGCCGGUGGUUCGAGGUAUCCGUGGCACGGCUGGUGGCACAUCGGGUGGGUGACCGACUACCUUAUAUCGAGCGCGCACCUGCUCUCCGGAGGGCAGAUUGACUUCCCGCACGGCUUUAUUACCGCCAAGGUUGGCAGCCAUGUGCCGUAUGGCUUUGCCCCGGGCAGGAUCUACGGCCAGGAUGCGGAGCUGUGGCAGCCGCGCAGCUUGGUCACACUGUCGGACCCGGAGGUCGAUUACAUCACCGCACGAACGCCAGACAAGAAGAAGCUUUUCGUCAUCAUGAUCAACGAAGCAGACUCGGCCAAGCAAGCAACCUUGAGCCUUAACCCCCGAUCACUGACGCCGUUCAAGGUUGCGAAAUGGGGUUCGGCUGAGGUGCUCGCUGGCUCCGGCAGUAAAAGCGGCGACAAUACUUGGGGUGUCGAGCUCUCCCCUAACGGUAUCACCGUACUGUCGAUUGGCACGUCUGUCGAUACGGACCCAAACGGUCCUUCUUUCAGGACUUUCAACAUUACAGGGGCUGCAGGGCGACCGACUGUUUCUUGGUCAUUCUGGGCGACUGUGAAGAGCUGGGCCGAAUGGACUACGCCAGGAGCCUCGAACUGGACUGCGUCGCUUUCGAAUGUUAAUUACACCUUCUCUACGCCUCUGGACUUGUCCACAGCCGGUCAGGGCUCAGUGCAGAUCAGAAUUGCCAGCCAGGAGGGCGACUUCAUCGGACAUUCCGAGCCAGUGACUUGGCAGCUGUAG